CCCAAGGCACACUCACAGUCAGAGAGAGAGAGAGAGAGAGAGAGAGAGAGAGAGAGAGAGAGAGAGAGAGAGAGAGAGAGAGAGAGAGAGAACGGAGGUGGUCUUAGGAGGAGAAGGUUAGGGGGGUUUCCUUAAUCAACAUCUGCUAAUCGAUGGCGAUGUAGCUUGGUGAGAUUCUGGAAGAUCAAGGAGAGGAGGAGAAGCUGGAGGAGGGCGAGGGUGAGGACGAGGAGGAGGGGAAGGAACUUGACUUCCUCCACGUGAUAUACGCUCCAUCACGGGCGAUCUCUCUCUCUGUCGGCCUGUCUGUCUGUCUGUCUGUCUCUCUCUUCUGUCUCUCUCUUCUCCCUCAAUCCGAUGCGAGGAAUAGUGGGUAAGAGGAUCGUCGUUUGCCCCUGCUUCAGAGCGAGAGAGGAAGAUGCGAUGCGGGGGAUUCAUCGGUGGAUCUCUGUCAUAGAUGUGAGAUGACAAGAGGAGAGGUCAGCAUUGUUGUUGGCUCUAUGAUCCACCUCUGGCCGUCCUCAGCGGAUCAACCAGUGAGUAAUUAGCUGAGGAAGACGAUGGCAUUGAUCGAUCGAUCGAUCGAUCGAUCGAUCGAUUGAUUGAUUGAUUGAUUGAUUAAUUAAGUGAUCAAUAAUCGACGAUGAGUAGUUGAGGAAGGAUCAGAGUAUCCCGCGUUGUUCGUUCUCGUAGUACGCCAUUCCUUUCGUCUUCCUUCCUCUCCCUCCCUCCCUCCCUCUCUGUUUCCUUCCCCUCUCCUUUCCUGUUUCCUACCGUACUCCAGGUGGGUUUUGCGCAAAUAGAUCUCUGAGGGAUAUCGAUCUGAGAAGAAGGCUUGGUCACUGCCCGCCAUUGGGUUGUAUCCCAUCUUCCACCCUCUCUGUCUCUCUUGUCCUCCUCUCUCCCUCCCUUCUCUUAUCUCUUUCCUUCGGGUUACGUGUGGCACCCCUUACAGGGACAGAUUUGUGAUUUGGAUCGCCACUGAGAAUCUGCGUAAUCGGCCGAGCAUCUCUCCUCUCUCUCUCCUCUCUCUCUCCUCUCUCUUCUCUCUCUCUCCCCUCUCUCUCUUCUCCUUUCCGUCAGGCGAAUGCUGUCGUCUCUCUAUGUUAGGAUAACAUAUUGGCACGACGAGGGCAGAUUAGAAAUUUGUAUGUGUUCCAGGGACAUAUUGUGAUUUGGAUCGCGACCGAGAAUCUGCGUAAUCGGCCGAGUAUCUCUCCUCUCUCUCUCCUCUCUCUCUUCCCCUUUCCGUCAGGCGAAUGCUGUCGUCUCUCUAUGUUAGGAUAACAUAUUGGCACGACGAGGGCAGAUUAGAAAUUUGCAUCUGUGACGGCAGGGCAGAUUCGUAAUUUGCAUCUGUGACGAGAGGCGGGGGCAGUUUGUCCUCGAGGUGCAUUGCUGUCUGUCUUUCUGUAUCUCCCUCUCGGUGUCGUCUUCCUCUCUCUUUCUCUCUCCCUCUCUCUUCGUGUUAAGUCCGGAUCCUUUUUUUUGUUCCCCGUUUUCUCUCGCCCUCUCCUCCUCCUCCUUACUCUUCUGCCUUCCUUUCCGCGAGGCGGAUGCCGUCGUUUUUAUUACCCUUCAGAAAAGAGGAUAAGGAUAAGGAUAAGGGGUGUUUUGGGGAUUACAGAGGGCCUGAAGAGGGUCAGCAGAUUUGUCAUCUCCAUCUUCAACGGCGGGUGUCGGCGGCGACGGCCGCACGACUAACUCCCGCCAAUGAAGCUAUAUGUGUCUCCUAGCAUGCGUAGGAUCACCAUUUCCACUACAGGUGGGGCUGGACUUGAUGCUGUACGAGUGCGAUUUCCGUCUCGGCGCUGGACUUACCGCUGCGUGUUUCUAGGUCUCCUAGGACUCGCCUUCAUUCUGCCGGCUCUCUUCAUCGUAACGGCGGUUUUGACAUUGCCAGAUUGCACAGGAGAAGACUGUUUUUCAGAGUGGCGAACGCGAGGGCGCGUGAGCAGUGAAGAUAAAGGACCGAGUACUAAGGAUCCUGAAAUUCCGCGCCGACCACCAACUGAGGACAUACCGGAGACAUACGAGAAGUUAGUGCGAGAGACGGCAGCAUAUGGUUAUAACACAGAAACAAUCAUAGCAAAACUGAAAGCCAUGGUUCAAGUUCAGGAGGAGAAGAUGCAUGUGGCAAUGUUGCAGAGAGCAUUGUUUCGACACAUCGCAUCCGUUAGUGUGCCGAAGGGCAUCCACUGCCUUUCGCUGCAUCUAGCAGCAGAGUAUGCGAGCAACCCACGUGCGCAGCGGCCUCUGCCUUCUGAAGAUAAAGCCUGGCGGCUAGUAGAUAAUCGUUUCCAUCACAUAGUAUUGAUAACGGAUAACGUGCUCGCUGCAUCUGUCGUGGUGAAGUCGACAGUAAACAGCACAGCAGAUUCCUCACGACUCGUCUUCCAUAUCAUCACAGACGACAUGACGUACGCGGCAAUGCACGCGUGGUUUGCAUUGUACGACAUUGGCGAUGUGACUGUGGAGGUCAUGGGCAUGCAUCAGAUUGUCAAAGCGGCUGGGCAGUCGGGCCUCUCCUGGCACGAAGACAAGGUCCUCGACGCGUUUGAAAGGGCACCGCAGUCUGUCGAAAACCAUCUGUAUGGAGCUCAGAACGCCGACUUUGAGAAAUGGGACUCGCCAAUGGUGGAGGCAGCACGGAUGCAGGCCAAGAAUCCACGAUACGUGUCGUGGAUGAACUAUUUGAGGAUGUGCCUACCAGAGGUUUUCCCGAAGCUGGACAAGGUGGUUUUCCUUGAUGAUGAUGUUGUUGUGCGGCGCGAUCUAUCUGAACUCUGGGAGAUCGAUCUGCAGGGCAAAGUAAACGGCGCCGUGCAGAUGUGCGGAACCAGUUUGGACAGGUGGAUACCGUCCAAGACGUUCCGCUCAUACUUCAAUUUCUCCAACCCUGUCAUAAAAACCACCCUCGACCCCGAGGAAUGCGCCUGGGCCUAUGGUAUGAAUGUGUUUGACCUGCGGUCGUGGCGGCAGUCGAAUAUCACAAGGGUGUACCAUAGCUGGCAAAAGCAGAAUAUUGAGUCAAAUUUGACACUCUGGCGUUUAGGAAUGCUGCCAGCGGCAUUGAUAGCAUUUCGAGGGCAUGUGCGACCUAUUGAUCCGUCAUGGCAUGUUCUUGGGCUUGGGUAUCAGCCAGAGAUCACCGCAUCGGUGAUCGACAAGGCGGCUAUUGGAGUUGCCCAAUUUGUGGAAGGUGGUGAUGUGAGGCACGUUCAAAAGGCGAUCGUUUCAGCACAAUCGUACACGGAUGAUUGGAGUAGAAAGUCGGUCAAGAAGUCAACGACGUUUCAGAUUGUGGUGCUAGCGAAACAACAAGUAGAGUGCUGGUCGAGGCACUCGACUCUGCAUGCCGGGUCAAUCGCCUUGGCUCCAUAUCGAUCUCUAGAGUUUGGUGAUUGGCUGGUCAACAAGUCGAGGGAUGGUCAACAUGUCAAGAUUUGGUCAAUGGUCAAACCACUAGUACCUCGCCCAGUGUUGGGAAAUUAGGGAAAACUGGCAGUUUUCCCAAACUCCUGGAAAUUCGGAGGCCAGGCUCGAUGACGGCUGCCAUUGAUAAAUCUGAUCGGCGGCGGUCGUUUCGUUUCGGCCAUCCGAAAAGGUCGGAGGCCCCACCCGAAGCCCGGUAUUUUCCCACGCGGCAAAGGUACUUGUGGUUUAAGGCUCCAUCCCUACAAUUUGGUGAUUCGCUUGUCAACAAGUCAACGCCUGGUCAACAGGUCAUGGGAUGGUAAACGGGUCAAGGGAUGGUCAACAAGUCAAGGGGUCUGGUCAACGGUCAACACUGCGUCUCUGCAGUUGGUUGAUUGGCUGGUCAACAAGUUAAGGAAUGGUCAACAAGUCAAGGCUCCAUCUAUACAAGUCGAGGGAUGGUGAACGGUCAAGACUCCGUCCCUGCAGUUGGUUGAUUGGCUGGUCUACAAGUCAAGGGCUGGUCAACAGUCAAGGCUCCGUCUAUGCAAGUUGAGGGCUGGUGAAACAAGUCGAGGGCUGGUUGAGCAAUUGGAGUGCUGGUCAUCAAGUCCCAGGCUGGUCCACAAGUCAAGGGCUGGUCAAGGAUCAAGACUCCAUUUCUGCAGUUGGUUGAUUGGCUGGUCAACAAGUCGAGUGCUGGUCAACAAGUCAAGGGCUGGUCUGCACGUCAAGGCCUGGUCAACGGUCAAAGACUCCAUUUCUGCAGUUGGUUGAUUGGCUGGUCAACAAGUGACAAUUGGGUGAUUGGCUGGUCAACAAGUCGAGUGCUGGUCAACAAGCCAAGGGCUGGUCUGCACGUCAAGGGCUGGUCAACGGUCAAGACUCCAUUUCUGCAGUUAAGGGUGAUUGGCUGGUCAACAAGUCAAGGGCUGGUCAACAAGUCAAGGCUCCAUUUAUACCAGGUGAGGGCUGGCCAACAAGUCAAGGGCUGGUCAACAAGUCAAGGGCUGGUUGGUGCCUUGCUGGCUAGUUGUGCGGACUUCAUUCCGUGACAAGGUAACAAGCGCUGACUUUUUGAUCGAGUCUUUUGUUUGUAGCACGCUAGCCGUAGAGGCGUACGUGUACGGCGAGUCUGGAAGUGGGAAGCCAGGGGCAAGUGCGAUGCUGCGUGAAGGAUCGCAACCUUGUGCUGUUCCACAACAAGUCGACAGCGGGUCCAUGCAAGCGUUCAGCAAUAACUACUACCCAUGAACUAGCGACGAUAUAUUAAUAUGAUAUGUCAAUGAUCAUUGAUCUAACAAUGGUAUUUCAGUGAUGCAUCAAUGACCCCAUCAACUUUUCUAAAUGAUCUCAUCGUCAAUGAUUUUAGCCCGAUGAUCAAAAGCAUUGUUAUCAAUGAUCCAUCCAUCAUUGAUCUAUCAAUGACGUAUCAAUGUUCUAUCAAUGAUCUAUCUACUCAGUGUGUUUUAUCGGUGAUUGGUUGCGAGUUCAAUUCGGAUAACGAUUGGAGUUCGAUUUCGCUAAGAGUCCGAAUAAUAAUAAUAAUUUGGUAUAGAAGACUUAGCAUUGCCGGAACUUGCUGGCGUUUUCGACGAUCGAAAAAUUGACGAAAACACAAGAAUAUUAUUUGUGCGACGCGUGGCGACCACGGUCGCACAAUAUAUUAUCUGUGGUUUCAGUUCGGUUUCGGUUAUCUAGGAGAUACUGGCCAGCGAGUCGAGUCCUCUGUAUUUUUUUUCUCCCUCUCUUUGAAGGGGUUGAUCUUGAGUGUGUUUCGGGUAGUGAAUCGGUCGCUUGCUUUUUCGGUUUUGAACGCGGUGUGUGCAAACUAGUAGGGGAGAAGACGGAGGAGGAAUGAGGGAAAGAGAAAUAACGAUGAGAGGGGAGAAGGCGGAGGAGGAAAGAGGGAAAGAGAAAUAACGGCGAGAGGGGAGAAGACGGAGGAGGAAAGAGGGAAAGAGAAAUAACGGUGAGAGUGGAGAAGACCGAAGAGGAAAGAGGGAAAGAGAAAAAAUGACGACAAGGGAGAAGAGUCGGAGGACGGAGGCGGAGAGAGGGAAAGAGAAAUCCCUUGCUUGUUUUUUUUCGGUUUUGAACUCGGUGUGUACUACAAACUAGUAGGCGAGAAGGCGGAGGAGGAAAGAGGGAAAGAGAAAAAACACAGAGGGGAGAAGACGGAGGAGGAAAGAGGGAAAGAGAAAUCCCUCACUUGCUUUUUCGGUUUCGAACUCGGUGUGUGCGAACUAGUAGCACAGAAGGAGGGGGAGGGACGAGGGAAAGAGAAAAAACGACGAGAUGGAAACCAAGUGACAGGGCAACGUGAACUGCUGGGAGGGCGCUUGAAAACCUUGACUCGUCUUGUCAUGAAUUACAGCUGUAUACAGAGCCAGGUAUUAGGCAGAAGAUGAUCUGAUAGCAACUUACGUGAUCGACGGACGGGUAGAGGGGAGGGGGAACACCGGGGCUGUGGGACUUAGUGAGAUGUAACGAUGAACAGGACGAGAGACUUCGGAGAGAGUCUCGUAGGAGAUUUUAGAGCUUCCUUGUUUUUUUCUUUUUUUUUCGGGGGGGCGGAAACGGGGAGGAAGGGGUGGAGGCGGAGGAGGGCAGGGGACAAUCGGAAGGCUAAGAGAUCAGCCCCACAUGUGCUAUGUUUCGGCUCUCAGAAAGCAUGGACCUGGACUUAAUAGCGGCCUGGUUCAACUUGGAUCAAUUGCUGUGGAUUUUUUACUGCUGUUUUAUUACUGUGGUUUCUUGGUAGAUGUAGCUAGUCUGGCGUAGUUAAUCGGUCGUUGACCGUGGCUCAGGUAGGGGUUCAGCUACGGUGUCUGUGUAACUGUAGCUUGCUAUAAUAGUGACUUAGGUACUGCAUCAAUAACCGCGGUAGCCGCAUCGCUAACUGCGGGAACUUCAGUAAUGGCAGCAACCUCGGUAACUAUGGCGAUUUGGCUUAGUUCACACACACACAGUGCAUUUCCAAGUGAGGGCUGAGUUGCCGAUUCAUGCUAUGCUCCGCUGCUUUGCCGCAGCUCAGUGGCUUUCUCGGUCAUUUUUUUUCACCCAAUGUCGCAAGUUCGCUUACGCCAACUCGGGUAUGGGCAGGCCUGGCUUAGAUCUGUGAAGUUGCUGAGGUUAACCCGACGGACAAUCAAAUAUCAAAUGUGUC
This is a messenger RNA of Chara braunii, 6586 nucleotides long. Lineage: Eukaryota; Viridiplantae; Streptophyta; Charophyceae; Charales; Characeae. The record is from the annotation of a GenBank genome assembly.